Molecule: messenger RNA, 264 nt
Organism: Paramecium pentaurelia
Lineage: Eukaryota; Ciliophora; Oligohymenophorea; Peniculida; Parameciidae
Source: the annotation of a GenBank genome assembly
AUGGAAUAGUUAGUUAUGAUUAAUUAAGAUAAAUUAAAUUUAGUCAUUUUGGAAGGAGUCCUUUUUUUUAAUUUUAGAUUCCAUUUAUCUUUCAAUCUCAACUUAGAUAUGAAAAUAAUAUUGAAGAUCCAUAUCUUCCUGAAUUUGAUGAUGAAUAACCACUUAGAGAAGAAGAUAAAUAAACUAAAUUUGAAAGGUAAUUAUAAAUUAUAUUAUAAAGAUAUGUUAUUGAUAGUAAAUAUGAAAAUGAAAAAUAAUAAAUGA